AUGAUUAUGGAUUUUCUGAGCGAGAAGUUUGCCCUGAAGAGCCAGCCGAGCAAGAACAGUGACUUCUACAUGGGAGCAGGAGGCACUUUGGAGCACGUUAUGGAAACUUUGGACAAUGAAUCCUUUUAUAGCAAAACGUCAGGCAGCAAAUGCGUACAGGCCUUCAAUCCUCUGCAAAGGGCUGAGCAUCAUGUGAGGCUGGAGAGGACAUCACCCUGCCAGGACAACGUGAACUACGGGAUUACUAAAGUGGAAGGACAGCCUCUUCACACAGAGCUGAGCAGGCCCAUGGACAAUUGCAACAAUCUUAGGAUGUCUCCAGUGAAAGGGAUGCAGGAGAAGGGGGACCUGGAUGAACUUGGUGAUAAGUGUGACAGCAAUGUCUCCAGUAGUAAGAAGAGAAGACACAGAACAACUUUCACCAGUUUGCAACUGGAGGAACUGGAGAAAGUAUUCCAGAAAACUCACUACCCUGAUGUCUAUGUAAGAGAACAGCUAGCUCUGAGAACAGAGCUCACUGAGGCCAGAGUCCAGGUUUGGUUCCAGAAUCGAAGAGCAAAAUGGAGGAAAAGAGAACGCUAUGGUCAGAUCCAGCAAGCUAAGAGUCAUUUUGCUGCCACAUAUGAUAUAUCUGUUCUUCCAAGGACUGACAGCUACCCUCAGAUUCAGAACAAUCUGUGGGCAGGGAAUGCGGCUAGCGGUUCUGUGGUUACUUCCUGCAUGCUGCCACGAGAUACGUCCUCCUGUAUGACACCUUAUUCCCAUUCACCCCGGACAGAUUCUGGCUACACAGGCUUUUCAAACCACCAGAAUCAGUUCAGCCACGUGCCCCUCAAUAAUUUUUUCACUGACUCAUUACUUUCUGGGGCAACCAAUGGACAUGCUUUUGAAACCAAGCCAGAGUUUGAAAGGAGGUCCUCCAGCAUUGCAGUUCUACGGAUGAAAGCCAAAGAGCAUGCAGCCAAUAUUUCCUGGGCCAUGUAA
Molecule: messenger RNA, 984 nt
Organism: Manacus vitellinus (golden-collared manakin)
Lineage: Eukaryota; Metazoa; Chordata; Aves; Passeriformes; Pipridae
Gene: ALX1
Product: ALX homeobox 1
Exons: 4
Coding region: 1-984 (327 amino acids)
Biological process (GO): negative regulation of DNA-templated transcription; positive regulation of transcription by RNA polymerase II; embryonic skeletal system morphogenesis
Molecular function (GO): RNA polymerase II transcription regulatory region sequence-specific DNA binding; DNA-binding transcription activator activity, RNA polymerase II-specific
Source: RefSeq, a predicted model, not a curated record